Molecule: messenger RNA, 782 nt
Organism: Cetraspora pellucida
Lineage: Eukaryota; Fungi; Glomeromycota; Glomeromycetes; Diversisporales; Gigasporaceae
Source: the annotation of a GenBank genome assembly
CUAUUUUUACUGGCUAUCCUGAUAAGCCUAUAUCUGCAGUAAUAGGAGGUUGUGGUGGUGUCAAGAUCUUACGUGAAUUGAAUUCUUUGCUUUUUAAUAAUACGGCAGAUGAAGUAGGUCUUUUAUCAGUUGGUAAUGGAGAACGUUCUCUUGGAGGUUGUGGCGGUGGAGAUAAAGAACGUCGUCGUGUAGGAGCCAAUGGAGGCGAUGAUGAUGCAUUCGGAGUUGUGUCUUGUGGUGGCGGAGGUAGAACUCGCCCAUUUCGCGGAGGAUGCGUUGACUGUACAUUGCGCGAAGGUAGGGGAGGAGGUGAUGAUGAUGAUGUGGUAUUCGUAGUUGCACGUGCCGGAGCUGGCGGUGGUACAGGUGAUGCUUUCGAAGUACGAGAAGGCAGUGGUGGAACACGAUUUGGCAAUGCAGGUGGUGUUGCAGAAAUCGACGUGUCUACAUUAGAUGCUACGGUCUUAACAAGAUUCUUUGGAACUAUAAUUUUAUUUGAUGUAACAGGAGGAAUAACUAAGCUAGAUGCGCGAUUAUCAGCGCUCGAAGACCUUGGACGUCCACCUGGUAAAGGAGGAGGAGUGGCUAAACCUAAAAGAAAUGAAUUUAUGAUUAAUUUUUCGGCAGCAGUAUUACGACUCUUCAAUUUUGGUACACCGCCUGCAAACAAGCCACCAAGGCCAACAGGCGUGGGCAGAUUGGCACUACCACCGUUGCCAGCAGACAAAGAACGGCCUUUAGCACUACUAGACAUUAUAGUUGAGUUUCCUAUAAAUGAUUAA